Messenger RNA from Callorhinchus milii (elephant shark), 2484 nucleotides. Its product is annotated as serine/threonine-protein kinase pim-3. The transcript is spliced from 6 exons. The coding region runs from base 122 to 1093 and encodes 323 amino acids. Gene Ontology annotation, biological process: regulation of mitotic cell cycle; protein autophosphorylation; negative regulation of apoptotic process. The record is from RefSeq and is a predicted model, not a curated record. Gene Ontology annotation, cellular component: cytoplasm. Gene Ontology annotation, molecular function: protein serine/threonine kinase activity; ATP binding. NCBI's taxonomy places the organism in Eukaryota, Metazoa, Chordata, Chondrichthyes, Chimaeriformes, Callorhinchidae.
CCCCCCUCAGCACCACCACCUCUCACUAUCAUCAGCAACAGCCCCCACCCCCUGACCCUCCACACUCACUCACUCACUCACACACACACAGACACCCACACCCUCCCUCCCUCUAAUUGAGAUGCUACUCUCCAAAAAGAUCGGAUCGUUUGCUCACAUUUGCAGCCCCACCAGCAUGGACCUGCCCGUUAAAAUCCAGUUACAGCAAGUGAAGGAACGAGAGCCCUUUGAGAAAGCCUAUCAGGUCGGGGCAGUCCUGGGCAGUGGUGGCUUCGGCACAGUGUACAGCGGUGUGCGGCUCAGCGACGGGCUCCCGGUCGCUGUUAAACAUGUUGCAAGAGAGCGAGUGACCGAGUGGGGCUCACUGAACGGCAGUCUGGUGCCUCUGGAGAUUGUGCUGCUGAAGAAAGUAGCCAGUGGUUUCCGAGGGGUCAUCAAGAUGCUGGAUUGGUACGAGCGAGCCGAUGGUUUCCUGCUGAUCAUGGAGAGGCCGGAGCUGGUCAAGGACCUGUUCGACUUCAUCACGGAGAAGGGGGCUCUGGAGGAGGAGUUGGCCCGAGCCUUCUUCAGGCAGGUGCUGGAGGCGGUCAGACAUUGCUACAGCAGCGGUGUGGUCCACAGGGACAUCAAAGAUGAGAACCUACUGGUGGAUCUGCGCUCCGGGGAACUCAAACUCAUCGACUUCGGCUCCGGGGCUCUACUCAAGGACACCGUCUACACCGACUUCGAUGGCACAAGAGUGUACAGCCCUCCAGAAUGGAUCCGUUACCAUAGAUACCACGGGAGAUCCGCAACGGUGUGGUCCCUGGGAGUGCUGCUGUACGACAUGGUGUGUGGGGAUAUUCCCUUUGAACAGGAUGACGAAAUCUUACGUGGCCAAGCCUAUUUCAGGAGGCGAAUUUCUUCCGAAUGUCAACAUUUGAUCAAGUGGUGCCUUGCAUUGAGGCCUUCCGAGAGACCCACCCUUGAGCAGAUCUUUGAUCACACUUGGAUGCGAAAGGCCGAAGUGGUUAAAACCGAGGACUGUGAUAUUCGGCUGCUGAGCCUAGGCCACGAGGCGUCGAGUACAAGCUCAAGCAAGGAGAGUCUGUGAAGCGUAGCAAUGCCUUGCAGUGGGAGAGGAGCAACACACUAAAGGACUCUGGUGUUACCACCUAUUGACUUUUGGAAGAGGGUGAAAGUUGACAACAGUUGACAUGCAAUCCUCUUCAGGUGGUGGGUGGGAGGGGGAAAUCUGGCUUUCACUGCUGGUUACUGCUCUGAACUAAAUUUUGUUUUCUUUGGGGAACAUUGCAGUUUGAGAGAAGCAGACCAGUACUUAGCAAUGACUGACCUUUAUUUUUUAAACACAGAAAAAAAAACGUGACCUUCAAACAAUGAAACCUCUGCUCUCAUAGAGCCUGGACUAGAUGUUCUUUGCUUUCUGAGUGCCUUUUGAAAGCUGCUUCAAUUCACUGGUGAUGGAAUACUUGAACAUACUUUUGUUCCCCUUUCUAUCUUCUGCUGCUUAGAAUCCUUCAGCCUGCACAGCAAAGGGUGCGUACAGGGAUGUCAAGAACUUUUGUCUGCCAGCAAUGUUGGUUUAUCAUUUUUUUUAAUAAAAAGAUUAUUUUUUCUUCAGUCAUCGCAACCACUAGGCAGAAGCCCCCUUUUCAAGCCCUCUCCCCCCCUACUACCGUUCCAUCAACCUGCGAGUCUUGUUUGUACGUGGCCAAGGCAUGUCGGGGCAUGGUUGUAUGCACAAUCAAUGCAAAUCAAAGACACUUUCAAGACUGUAAAUUGUAUGAAAUGUAAAUUUGGUUGCAUUAUGUAUUAUAACCUUGUUUUUAUUUAUUUGUGUUCUAAAGUUAGACUGUCCACAGUUUUCACAUGUGGCUAUUUAUUUGUUUAAUUUAUUUGUUUUACAUUUUUUUUUCACCCACUGCUGUUGUGCCUCCAUGGAUGACAAUCCAUGGUGUAUUAUUUCAGCAUUCCUAUUUUUUCCCCCCCUCUCUCUCUCCCUUGUUUAACCGUGUGCAGGGUUCAGUGGUUUGUCAAUGCUGGUUGGAAGGCGAGUGAAAGCUCAUCUGUAUAAAAGCUUCCUUUUUAUUUAAAGGGCAAUGGAAUGGGUUUUAUUCCCCCUCCCUCCCCCAUCUCCCCCUCCAUUUCUCUGACUUUGGUGAUGUUCAAAUCAAGGUCCUCCAUGGCUGUUUGUAUUAGAAGUGUAAAGUAAAGCUGUUUUUUUUUGUUUUUUUUGAAAGGUUUUAAAUUAUUGAAGUUGUAUAGUCUCCAUCAUUGGUUUAGGAAAGUUAACAAGUGUCAGUCACAACCUUUUUUUAAAAGUUUAUUUCAAUAGCUGUGUUUCGUGCACCUGAUCUAGUUGCAUUUAUGCAGUUGGAUUUGGGGAGUUUUUUUUUCCAAAUUAGCCGUGCAAAAUAAAUGAUGGAUGGAGAACAUAUUUUUUUAUACAAGCAUUUCAAUUAAAGUUCAUGUUUUGUAUAUAAA